This is a messenger RNA of Exophiala aquamarina CBS 119918, 969 nucleotides long. RefSeq names its product deoxyhypusine hydroxylase. The coding region runs from base 1 to 969 and encodes 322 amino acids. Gene Ontology annotation, biological process: peptidyl-hypusine biosynthetic process. Gene Ontology annotation, molecular function: deoxyhypusine monooxygenase activity. The record is from RefSeq and is a predicted model, not a curated record. Lineage: Eukaryota; Fungi; Ascomycota; Eurotiomycetes; Chaetothyriales; Herpotrichiellaceae. The transcript has a single exon.
AUGUCUACAGGUUCCGUCAUUCCCGGUCUCCGCAAAGACUUGACUUCAGAGGAUGUCGCCCUCGCACGCCGGUUUCGUGCCCUCUUUUCCCUCAAACACCUCGCCUCACAGUCUCCCGGGCCAGACACCUCCGCGGCAAUAGAAGCCAUCGCCGCAGCAUUCACUUCACCCUCUGCUCUGUUGAAACACGAGCUCGCAUACUGUCUUGGUCAAACCAAAAACGCGGAAGCAGUUCCAUUCCUGAGGGCUGUCCUUGAGAACAGGUUAGAAGAUGCCAUGUGCAGGCAUGAAGCGGCCGAAGCGCUGGGUGCACUUGGGGACCGGGGAAGUUUACUGAUCAUGAAGCAAAUGAAAGAUGACGAGCAAGAGCCUGUAGUAGUGAGGGAAACAUGUGACAUUGCCAUUGAUCGAAUCAAGUGGGCUCACUCCGACUGCAAAAACGUCGAAACCCUUAAACCAUCCGAUUUUGCUUCCAUCGACCCUGCUCCUCCCAUGCCUAUUAACGAUACCCCAUCAAUUCCUGAGCUCCGGGGGACGCUGCUCGACAACUCUUUGCCGCUGUUUCAGCGAUAUCGGGCGAUGUUUGCUCUUCGAGAUCUCGCUUCUCCUCCAGACUUGCCUACUGCUGUACCUGCCGUCGAAGCCCUUGCUUCGGGCUUUGUGGAUCCUUCAGCAUUGUUCAGGCACGAAGUCGCCUUUGUAUUUGGUCAACUAUCACAUCCCGCCUCCAUCCCUGCCUUGUUCUCGGUGCUUGAAAAUGGGAAAGAGGAGAGUAUGGUUCGUCAUGAAGCGGCAGAGGCUCUUGGCAGUCUGGGUGAAGAACCAGGGGUAGAGGAGAUGCUGAGACGCUUCCUUGAUGACCCAGAGCAGGUGGUCCGCGAGAGUGUCAUUGUGGCACUGGAUAUGGCCGAGUACGAGAAGAAUGGCGAGAUGGAAUACGCCACCAUUCCUGAGUCAGUGGCUGCAUAA